Neopsephotus bourkii (Bourke's parrot) is the source of this 524-nucleotide messenger RNA. It is a transcript of the gene GIP, whose product is annotated as gastric inhibitory polypeptide. The record is from RefSeq and is a predicted model, not a curated record. Gene Ontology annotation, molecular function: glucagon receptor binding; hormone activity. Bases 75 to 524 code for a protein of 149 amino acids. Gene Ontology annotation, biological process: regulation of fatty acid biosynthetic process; response to glucose; regulation of insulin secretion. Gene Ontology annotation, cellular component: extracellular region. NCBI's taxonomy places the organism in Eukaryota, Metazoa, Chordata, Aves, Psittaciformes, Psittacidae. The transcript is spliced from 6 exons.
UCUCCUCAGCACCAGAACCAGCUGAGAUCCUCUGGGCAGCUUCAGAGACGGAGCAAGAGAAACCAGCAGAGAAGAUGAUGGCUUUCAAGGUUCUCUCUCUGCUCCUUGCUUCGCUGAGCUUUGUUUUGAUGGAAGAGACUGUCUCAGGGGUCAGUGUAGGGGCUCCCAGCACCAGACCACUGCAGAGACGCUAUUCCGAGGCCACCCUGGCAAGCGACUACAGCCGCACGAUGGAUAACAUGCUGAAGAAGAACUUUGUGGAGUGGUUGCUAGCCAGACGGGAGAAGAAAAGCGACAGCAUGAUCGAGGCGUACAAGAGGGCAGCUGAGCCCCAGGGACCCGCUGCGAGUGGCCAAAGGUUGGACCUGGGCACGCAGGAAGCCAAAGAUUUCUUCUCCUGGCUCCUGAAAGGCAACAAAAGCCCGAGUUCCCUGGACGCUUCAGAAGGUUUGAAGGAUGCUCUGCACCAGGACUUCCUGACAUGGCUGAUGUCCACUGAUCUCUGCAGGGCAACGACCGUGUAA